This is a messenger RNA of Colletotrichum spaethianum, 1317 nucleotides long. RefSeq names its product lactose permease. Gene Ontology annotation, biological process: transmembrane transport; carbohydrate transport. Lineage: Eukaryota; Fungi; Ascomycota; Sordariomycetes; Glomerellales; Glomerellaceae. The transcript is spliced from 5 exons. Gene Ontology annotation, molecular function: carbohydrate:proton symporter activity. The record is from RefSeq and is a predicted model, not a curated record. The coding region runs from base 1 to 1317 and encodes 438 amino acids. Gene Ontology annotation, cellular component: membrane.
AUGUACAACAUCGGAAGUGUUGCCGCCGUUUUCUUCACUGGACCUGCAAACGACUACCUUGGACGCCGGUGGGGUAUGUUCAUCGGCGCUACGAUUGUCAUCAUUGGCACUUGUAUUCAGGCUCCGACGAAGAGUUCUGAGCAGUUCCUUGCCGGGCGAUUCGUUCUAGGAUUUGGCGUCAGUUUCUGCUGUGUCUCAGCCCCGACUUACGUCUCAGAGAUGGCGCACCCGGCGUGGAGAGGCACCAUCACCGGUGUUUACAACUGCACAUGGUACAUUGGGAGUAUUAUUGCGUCAUGGGUCGUUUACGGCUGCUCUUAUAUCGAUAGUAUUGAUGGCUGGCGGCUACCCAUCUGGCUGCAGAUGGUCACAUCUGGUAUCGUUUGCAUCGGUGUAUUCUUCAUUCCUGAGUCCCCUCGGUGGCUCAUGGCCAAUGACAAGCAUGAUGAAGCCGCUCGCGUCCUCGCCAAAUACCAUGGAGAAGGCUCCAUCGAUCAUCCCAUUGUCCAGCUCCAGUUGAAGGAAAUGGUAUCCCAAAUCAGCAUUGACGCUUCGGAUAAGUCGUGGUGGGACUACCGCGAGCUCUGGAACACCCACUCUGCCCGCCGCAGACUGAUCUGCGUUCUCGGAAUGGCUGUCUUUGGCCAGGUCAGUGGAAACUCGCUCAGCAGUUACUACAUGACUGCUCUGCUGAAAAACGCCGGAAUCACCGAUGAGAAGCGCGUUCUGGCUCUCAAUGCAAUCAACCCCAUUUUGUGCUUCGGGGCCUCCCUCGCUGGCGCCCGCAUGACGGAUGUCGUUGGUCGCAGACCGCUUUUGAUCUACUCCAUUAUUUUUUGCUCCUUCUGUUUUGCCAUCAUCACCGGAACCUCGAAGCUGGCUACGGAUGACGCUAGCAAUGUUGCUGCUGCCAACACCACCAUUGCAUUCAUCUACAUCUUCGGCAUCGUCUUCAGCUUUGGGUGGACUCCUCUUCAAAGCAUGUACAUCGCCGAGACCCUCAACACCGCCACCCGUGCCAAGGGUACCGCUGUCGGCAACUUUGCCAGCGCUGUGGGAAGCACCAUCAUCCAAUACGCCAGUGGACCGGCCUUCCUCAACAUUAAGUACUACUUCUACAUUGUCUUUAUCUUCUGGGACCUCCUCGAGGCUGUCAUUAUCUACUUUUAUUUCCCCGAGACCAAGGACCGUACCCUUGAGGAGUUGGAGGAGGUGUUCAGCGCACCAAACCCUGUUAAGAAGAGCUUGGAGCCCCGAUCGGCCGAGACUGUUUUGAAGACAAUGCAGGUCAGUCAGGACGAGAAAUGGACCGUCUAG